This is a messenger RNA of Myripristis murdjan (pinecone soldierfish), 3175 nucleotides long. It is a transcript of the gene fap, whose product is annotated as fibroblast activation protein, alpha. Gene Ontology annotation, biological process: proteolysis. The transcript is spliced from 26 exons. Gene Ontology annotation, molecular function: dipeptidyl-peptidase activity; serine-type endopeptidase activity. Gene Ontology annotation, cellular component: plasma membrane. The record is from RefSeq and is a predicted model, not a curated record. NCBI's taxonomy places the organism in Eukaryota, Metazoa, Chordata, Actinopteri, Holocentriformes, Holocentridae. The coding region runs from base 251 to 2494 and encodes 747 amino acids.
CUGCUCGGAGACUCCUCACCACUGCAUCUGGAGCUAUGGAGUGAGGAGCCGGACUUUAGUUGUCCUGAGAGUCAAACUGAGGCACAGUUUAUUAGUAGUGUUAAUUAUCACAGCCUUCCUAUGAGUAAAUCUGCUUGUAUGUCCACGAAGUGAACUUUAACUUGAAGUCAGCGACCUUAUUUGAGGAUUUUUAAAAGCUUGAGAGCCGCACAUCCACCCGCCGUUGAAUGUCGAGCACUUCAUCUGGAUCAUGGGCUGCAGCAAGGUGCUAUGGGGGGUGGUAGGGGCGGCUGCCGUCAUCACGUUAAUAGCUGUCCCAGUGGCAGUUCAUUUGAAAAGAGCUGGUGGUGCCAAAAGAACUUACACCCUUGCAGAUUAUUUCAAUGACACCAUUAGGUGGAAGGGAUACAACUUUGGAUGGAUAUCAGACAAUGAGUAUGUGCAUAAAACAAGCGAAGGACAUGUCUUCCUCCACAAUGCUGAAACGAAGGAGGAGUCACUAUACUUGAGCAAUUCAACCUUUGCCCAAGUGGAUGCCACAACUUAUUACCUCUCAGGAGAUAACAAGUUUGUCUGCUUUGAAAGCAACUACUCAAAGCAAUGGAGACAUUCUUACACAGCCUCAUACUCCAUCUAUGAUAUGGAGAGUUCAGCAUUUGUCACUUCGGCGAGGUUUCCAGAAGUUGUGCAGUACUUUUCCUGGGCACCAACAGGGAACAAAUAUGCUUACAUCUCAGAUUUCAACAUUUAUUUGAAAUCAGAUGUCACCGCUGAAACAGUACAAGUGACCCACAAUGGGAAAAAGAAUGAGAUCCUUAAUGGUGUCCCAGACUGGGUCUAUGAGGAGGAGGUGUUCGCAUCAGAUCGGGCAGUGUGGUGGUCAUCAACUGGAAAAUUCUUGGCCUACAUAGAGUUGAAUGACACGGACGUUCAGAAAGUGGAGUUCUCUUGGUAUGGAUCUGACCAGUACCCCCAAACAGUGACUGUUCCAUACCCAAAGGCUGGGUCUGAGAUUCCAAAGGUGAAGCUCUUUGUUGUUGAUACAGAAAAUCCAUCGAGCCGCACACAGGUGCUUGCCCCCACUUCCAUUGCUUCUGGUGAUCACUUUUUGAGCUCAGUGACCUGGGUUACGGACGAGCGCAUCGCAGUGCAGUGGAUCACAAGGAAACAGAAUUAUGUGCUUGCACAGAUCUAUGACUUUGAUGGAGGCAGCUGGAAAGAGAAGCAGAAAUUUGAGCAAACGAGCAAGACAGGCUGGGUCGGUCAUUAUAAUCCCCUGCCUCUUUUCUUUGCUGAGGAUAACCUUAGUUUCUACAAAGUGAUGAGUGACACUUAUGGCUACAAGCAUAUACAUUAUGUAAAAGAUGGCAAAGCAACACCUAUUACCUCAGGCAAGUGGGAAGUUAUCUACAUAUCCAAAUUAACAAAAGAUGCCAUAUAUUAUGUAAGUAAUGAAUACCAAGGAAGACCUGGCCAGAGAAAUCUUUACAAGAUUGUGAUCGGAAGCGGCCACUCUGCCCCCCAGUGCCUCACCUGCGGCCUGUAUAAGGACAGGUGUCAGUACUACUAUGCUUACUUCAGUUAUGAUGCCUCCUACUACCAGUUGGGCUGUUAUGGCCCAGAAAUGCCCUUCUUUACCCUCAGGGACAACAGAGGCUCAGGUGCAGAGCUUGCCGUUCUUGAAGAAAACAAGGAGCUGAAAAAUAUCCUCAGCGAAUUUCAAAUGCCGACCAUGAAGCGUGGUACUUUGAGGAUCGCGGGUUUUGAUCUUUGGUAUCAAAUGAUGUUACCACCAAAUUUCAAGAAAUCUAAAAAAUAUCCCCUUCUUAUUGAUGUGUAUGCCGGCCCCUGUAGUCAGAGGGUGGACUUCCGCUACAGACUGAACUGGGGCUCAUACCUCUCCAGCACAGAGGGCAUCAUUUAUGCCAGUUUUGAUGGAAGGGGAAGUGGUUACCAAGGUGAUAAAAUAAUGCAUUCAAUCUACCAGCGUCUUGGCACAUAUGAAGUGGAGGAUCAAAUAACAGCUGUGAGGAAAUUCAUCGACAUGGGCUUUAUUGACAAAGACAGAAUAGCUAUAUGGGGCUGGUCAUAUGGGGGUUAUGUCACCUCAAUGGUCUUGGGUGCUGGAACUGGACUCUUCAAGUGUGGGAUAGCAGUUGCCCCGGUGGCAAAGUGGGAAUAUUAUGAUGCAGUGUACACAGAACGAUACAUGAGCAAACCCACAGAGAAUUCUGAGGCUUAUAAGAACUCCACGGUGACAGGCAGGGCAAAAAACUUCACAUCAGUAGACUAUCUCUUGGUUCAUGGCACAGCUGACGACAAUGUUCAUUUCCAGCAAGCAGCACAGAUCUCCAAAGCUCUGGUUGACGAGAAAGUGGACUUUGAGGCAAUGUGGUACGCUGACAAGGACCACAGUCUUGGAGGAUCAGCCUUUCGGCACUUAUACACCCUCAUGAGCAACUUCCUGCAGAAAUGCCUCGUCAGUCCCAAAUAGAUGUGAAGAAUAUGAGAUCAUUUAUACUGUAUACAACCACUAUAUAAGAUUUUUUUUUUUUCAUUUCAUGUACUUUUUGAUAUUCUGGACUGUAAGAUUAUGCCAGUUCAGUGUCUGUACAUUUGUUAACAGUUAUAAUGUGCAGUGUAUAUUGGAUUGCUCAUACUCGAGUGUUUAUAUUUUAUGUGGAAUAAUGGAACAAUGUGACAUUUAAAACUUGUAAAAGCCAUUGUAUGCAUGUAUGUUCAAACGCCUUCUUAUGUGAGGAUGAUCUGAGUGAUAGUUGUAACAUAAAAUAGAUACACUUAAUUGCACUGAAUUUGUGAAGUGUUCAAAUUUGUAGUCCACUCAUGGUAUAAUGAAACUGUUUUGAAAUGUUUACAGAUUUUAAUGUUUCAUCAUGUAUUACAAGUAAAAUGAUUUUCAUUGUUUUAUGCAAGUGAAUUUUCCAUACCUGCUUAUUCUAUAAACCAGCAUUGCAAUUAAAUAACUAGCACAGAGUAGUAAUUACUAGGCAACAUACAGUAUCAUGUUCCCUUUUAUGAAAACACAACCAUCUGUGAAAUAGUCACAACACCCAGUGUGCUGUCAAUAUUUGGUAUCACAAUAAGAAUGGUCAUUUCAAGAAUUGCAGCCUGCCAAGUAUACAAAAUAAAGCCUUGAACACAUGAAACACACUGA